UCGGCGGUGUCGCGGACGAGCAUGGGGUCAGUGUGUGUUUACGUUGAAGGAGCUCACAACAAAGGACGCCGUGGAGCCGGGCUGUCACUCAGCGGAUAUUCUCCUCCUCCGCGGAGCGCAUUUAUCCCUCCCUUCCCAUUUUUCGGCUUUUUCUAGUUUUUUUUUUCAUGUGUUCGUCAAGCCCAGAAGCGGGAUAAAUUAUAUAUUUUUUUGUUGGCUUGAUGUUGCCGGUCAGCUAGCUCGCUAGCAAGUUGGCGAAGACGCCGAGCUAGCGGGGAAUAAAGCGUCGCUGAAUUCACGGGCGGGAGAGGUGGCGCCGUGAGCGACUGACGCGUGAAGCAUGAGAGGGUGGAGCUGAGGCUCAGCUGACCCUUCCCCUUCCUCCUCCUCCUUUCCCACCCCUGUGUUCCACUUGUUCAGCUCCGUCCUCCCACCCGGACUCCCCCCGUCCUUUCCCCCCUUCCUGUGGCGUGCACCCUGCUGAAUCCCACCCGUCUUCCAGACCUCCAUCAGCCGUGCCCGAUGUACUCGCCUGAGCAGGAGAACAUUUGCACCACCUCCACCAAAGUGCCAGUCAAGUAUGGAGAGCUCAUUGUGCUGGGGUACAAUGGCUCCUUGCCCAACGGCGACCGGGGCAGACGUAAAAGCCGCUUUGCACUUUGCAAAAGACCCAAGGCGAACGGGGUUAAACCAAGCGUCGUCCACGUCGCCUGCUCUCCACAGGCAGCCAAGGCCAUCAGCAACAAAGACCAGCACAGCAUCUCCUACACUCUGUCCCGAGUCCAGACGGUGGUGGUGGAGUACACCCACGACAUCAACAUAGACAUGUUCCAGGUGGGUCGUUCCACAGAGAGUCCCAUAGACUUCGUGGUGACGGACACGGUGGCGGGCAGCCAGAGCAACGCCGACGCGCAAACGGUCCAGAGCACCAUCUCCCGCUUUGCCUGCCGCAUCAUCUGCCAGCGCACGCCGCCUUACAGCGCGCGCAUCUACGCGGCGGGGUUCGACUCCUCCAAGAACAUCUUCCUCGGGGUGAGCGGACGCUCCGAGGAAAAAAGGCAGGAAGGGAUGACGCAAAAAUUGACAAGGUCUUCCUUUUUUGUUUUCAUUACUCAGGAGAAAGCCGCCAAGUGGAAGACGGCCGACGGGCAAAUGGACGGCCUGACCACCAACGGCGUGCUGGUGAUGCACCCUCGCCACGGCUUCAGCCAGGACUCCAGGCCGGGCGUGUGGCGGGAGAUCUCCGUCUGCGGGAACGUCUUCACCCUACGAGAAACACGCUCGGCCCAGCAGCCGGGAAAGUUGGUGGAGGCGGAGUCGCAGGAACUGGAGGACGGCUCCCUCAUCGACCUCUGCGGCGCCACGCUGCUGUGGCGCACCGCCGAGGGUCUGUCGCGCACGCCCACCCUCAAGCACCUGGAGGCGCUGCGUCAGGAGAUCAACGCGGCGCGGCCCCAGUGCCCCGUGGGCUUCAACACGCUGGCCUUCCCCUCCAUGCGCCGCAAGGACACGCCGGACGAGAAGCAGCCGUGGGCGUACCUGCGCUGCGGCCACGUGCACGGCUACCACAACUGGGGCAACCACCGCGAGGAGCGGGAGGGCCGCGAGCGCUGCCAGCGCGAGUGCCCCAUGUGCCGCGCCAAGGGGCCCUACGUGCCGCUGUGGCUGGGCUGCGAGGCGGGCUUCUACGUGGACGCCGCCCCGCCCACGCACGCCUUCCACCCCUGCGGCCACGUGUGCUCGGAGAAGACGGCCGCCUUCUGGAGUCAGAUCCCGCUGCCGCACGGCACGCACACCUUCCACGCCGCCUGUCCCUUCUGCGCCCAGCAGCUGAGCGGCGAGCAGGGCUUCGUCAGACUCAUCUUCCAAGGCCCGCUGGACUAGCAGGCCCCGCCCCUCCCCGGCGUCCUUUGGGAACGUUCUCUCCUCCAAACGGGAACUUCUUUUUUCCUCUUUCCCGUUUGUAAGUGACCUUUGUACUCCUUUUUCAUGGCACACUGCAAAGAGUUCUAUAUUUUCACCAGCUGCUGGAGAACCUUGGUGACGGUGACAUUAUUUAUCAGGGGUGUCCAAACCUUUUCCACACAAACAUCAACGCGUGCGUCAUUUCCAAAACCAAUACACUAUCCAUCCUUUUUAACCUUCAGGGCUUCAAAAAGUCAUACAAAUGUUGAAAAUAGGUCAUACAUGUUUAUUUUUAUCCGUUUAUUUUUUUCAUGUUUUUGUUUUAUGCCCUUUUUGUCAAAGAAAACUGUUUUUCUUUAAUGGCAAAAACACAAAAUAAGCAAUAUUAAAAAAACAGUCUACAUGGGAGCUUUGUGUUUUUACAGUCAACAUUGCAACGUUUUCUCGUUACAUUUUACCUGUUUGCUUUUUUAUUCCACUUUUUAUGUUGUUUUUUUAUAGUGUUUUUAGAAUUUGCCACAGGUUGUUAAAAAAUAAGCUGCGGGUCGCAAAUGGCCCCCGAGCCGCACUUUGGACACCCCUGCUUUAUCCCAAACAGUAUGGCUUAUUGUUAUUGCAAUAUACAUCUUGUCAAGCUAAUUUAAAGCAAGAUCUUUUAUUUAUGGCCCUUUAAGCGUCACUUCCUCUUUCACCUUUCAGAUUAAGGGUAUCCUGUCUUCACUCUUGUACUUUUUUUGUUACUCACGUCUACAAGCUGCAGGUGUUUUGUUCUGAGAGCUUUUCUGUUUGUUGUAUUUAAACGUUCUGUCCUCUGGCGUGCUCUCACUGUGUGUGUGUACGUAUGUGAGUUUGUACCCUUUGUGUGUGUACGUACGUGUGCAUUCCUCUCUCUCGUUCUAAGCAAUAUACAAACCUGAAUAUCGAGUGAAAUUACUGCCAUAACUCCAUAAACACUCAUGUCCAACGAUUCGAAAGUUAAAACAUUUAAAAAAAAAUCUGCAAUUAAAAAAAUAAUUUGCAAGUAAAAUAAAUUAUUCAAGUAAAAAAAACACUUCACGAGUAUAACAAUUUUUUUUGCAAGUAAAAAAACCCGAUUCGCCAGUAAGAAAAAAAAUAAUUCUGCAUGUAAAAAAAAAAAUUGCAAGUAAACAAAAACAUUUGCCAGUAAGAAAAAAAAUAGUUCUGCAAGUAAAAAAAUAAUUAGCAAAAACAAUUUCCAAGUAAAAAAAUUAUUUGCAAGUAAAAAAAAAUAUUGAGUUAAGAAAAAAUAACACUCCACGAGUAUAAACAAUUUUUUGCGUGUAAAAAAAAAAGAUUCGCAAAAAAACGAAAAAAUUCUCCCAAGUAAAAAAAUAAUUAGCAAAAAAAAAUAAUUCUGCAAGUAAAAAAAACGAUUCGCCAGUAAGAAAAAAUAAUAAUUCUGCAAGUAAAAAAAAUAUUUGAUAACAAAAAAAACACUUCUCGAGUAUAAAAACAUGUUUUGCAAGUAAAAAAAAAACAUUCGCCAGUAAGAAAAAAAACAGUUCUGCAAGUAAAAAAAUAAUUAGCAAAUACAUUUUCUGCAACUAAAAAAAUAAUUUGCAAGUAAAAAAAAAAAACACUUCACGAGUAUAAAACAUUUUUUUGCGUGUAAAAAAAAAGAUUCGCAAGUAAAAACGAAAAAAUUCUGCAAGUAAAAAAUUAUUUGCAAAAUAAAUAAUUCUGCAAGUAAAAAAUUAAUUUGCAGGUAAAAAAAAUAUUCAAGUAAAAAAACACUUCACGGGUAUAAAAACAUUUUUUUGCAAAUAAAGAAAAUGAUUCGCAAGUAAAAAAAAAAAAAAACAAUUCUACAAAUUUGCAACUAAAAGAAAAUUCUGCAAGUAAAAAAAUAAUUAGCAAAAACAAUUUCCAAGUAAAAAAAUUAUUUGCAAGUAAAAAAAAAUAUUGAGUUAAGAAAAAAUAACACUCCACGAGUAUAAACAAUUUUUUGCGUGUAAAAAAAAAAGAUUCGCAAAAAAACGAAAAAAUUCUCCCAAGUAAAAAAAUAAUUUGCAAAAAAAUAAUAAUUCUGCAAGUAAAAAAACGAUUUGCCAGUAAGAAAAAAUAACAAUUCUGCAAGUAAAAAAAAUAUUUAAUAACAAAAAAAACACUUCUCGAGUAUAAAAACAUGUUUUGCAAGUAAAAAAAAAACAUUCGCCAGUAAGAAAAAAAACAGUUCUGCAAGUAAAAAAAUAAUUAGCGAAUACAUUUUCUGCAACUAAAAAAAUAAUUAAAAAUGAUUCGCAAGUAAAAACGAAAAAAUUCUGCAAGUAAAAAAUUAUUUGCAAAAUAAUUCUGCAAGUAAAAAAUUAAUUCGCAGGUAAAAAAAAUAUUCAAGUAAAAAAACACUUCACGGGUAUAAAAACAUUUUUUUGCAAAUAAAGAAAAUGAUUCGCAAGUAAAAAAACAACAA
Entelurus aequoreus (snake pipefish) is the source of this 4336-nucleotide messenger RNA. RefSeq names its product pellino E3 ubiquitin protein ligase 1b (gene peli1b). The transcript has 6 exons. The record is from RefSeq and is a predicted model, not a curated record. NCBI's taxonomy places the organism in Eukaryota, Metazoa, Chordata, Actinopteri, Syngnathiformes, Syngnathidae. Gene Ontology annotation, biological process: regulation of Toll signaling pathway; protein K48-linked ubiquitination. Bases 523 to 1884 code for a protein of 453 amino acids. Gene Ontology annotation, molecular function: protein binding; ubiquitin protein ligase activity.